CAUUAUUGUGUAUUGUGUUCUGUUAUUGUUGUUUGGACAAAAUCGACCGUUCUACUGGAAUUAAUUGAUUAAUAUUAUUUAAAUAAUUAGUUUUAUGCUAGAUUUCAGAUUUCGUAUAGGUCAAGUGGAUCAAUCGGUUGUUCUUUCAUCUUUUAGUAUUGUAUACGUACGGAAGAAUGGCUUCGAAUCUAAAUAUGAACGACAGCGCCGCGGCUUUGGAUGACAGUUCUAAGCGACGGAGCUCGCGUUCGAUAAAACGGAGAAAGUUUGACGAUGAACUUGUUGAAUCGAGUUUGGGCGCAGGUUUUGGAUCACCUUUACCAAAAACGCAACGCACUCGUACCCAGUCAUUGAACAUGACAUCUACUAGUUUGGAAAUGGAUAAUGCCAUGUCACCAGUUCAUAGCAUUCCUGAUGUAGUUAUUGCAAAUACUACACCAUCUACAUCAACUACUCAACCACGGAAAGUUCCAUCAAAUAGAACUCCUACAAGUACCAUUGCAUUAAAUACUUUUAAUAAUGCACCAUCUACUUCAACAGUUUCAUCAUCAUCAAAUCGAAAUAGAUCAAGAAAGCAGAAGAAUUUAAAUAAAGAUUUAGGACGUUGGAAACCAACUGAUGAUUUAAUGCUAAUACAAAGUGUUUUGCAGACCAAUAAUUUAUCACUUGUCCAUAGAGGUGUUAAAUUUAGUUGUAGAUUUACACUUAAAGAAAUUGCACAGAGGUGGUAUGCCUUGUUAUAUGAUCCAACAAUUUCUAGGCUUGCUAUAUCAGCGAUGCGUAAUUUACAUCCAGAAAGCGUUGCUAAUAUAGAAUCUAAAGCUCUAUUUUCUGUUGCUGAAGAAGAACUCUUGGCUACAAUACAAUCAAAUUCACAACCCACCAUCGAAACAUUUCAAGACUUGCUCACCGAAAAUCCAAAUAUAUUCCAUCGAAGGCGCACAGCUAAAGUUCUUAUGUGUCAUUGGCAACAGAUGAAACGAUAUUCUUUGUUAUCAGAUCAGUGUAGUGCCUUAGAAAAUCCUAUUCCUAUACCAUUGAUGAGUGCACUUGAAGAUCGAAAUAUUCAUAUUCUUAACAAUGAACAAGAAGUAACCACAUUAACUUCAGAGCAUAUUCCUACAUUUGCUGAAUGUGAAGACUUAUUAAAUGAUCAACAUUUAUUGAUGGAAAGGCCAGAUCCUGUACUCGAGAGGCAUCUCGCUCUUACAAACAAAAAAAUAAAAAAGGAAAUCAAAGUUUUGGAGGAUGAAUUACCUAGAGCACAAGUACUAGUAUUCCCAAUGACUGGUAUCAAUCCGGUGGAGUUUGAACCUCAAACAUUAGCCGUAUUACGUGGUAGAUUAGUUAGAUAUUUGAUGAGGUCAAGGGAGAUAACCAUUGGACGUUCAUCAAAAUAUCAACAAGUUGAUGUUGAUCUAAAGCUUGAAGGACCUGCUUGGAAAAUAUCUAGACGACAAGCAACUAUACGUUUACGUAAUACUGGAGACUUCCUAAUUGCAUGUGAAGGUAAAAAGUGUUUAUAUGUUGAUGGAAAACCUUUGGCAGCUGGAAGUCGCUGCCGUCUCAAUCAUAAUUCUGUUUUGGAGAUUUCUGGAUUGAGAUUUCUUUUCCUCAUAAAUCAUCAAUUGAUUAACACAUUUAAACAAGAAGCCUGCACACAAAACCAGGUGCAGUUACCUGUACAAAUAGUUAACCAAACGCCGCAGAAACAGAAUACUAAUCAAAAGUCUCAGAAGACUACAGUUACAAAAGCUGAAAAACCUGUGCAGACCAUUGAACAACAACAGCAACAGAAAAAAUUAUUUGAAGAACAGCAAAAACAGAAAUUGGAAGAUCAUGAAAAAAUGAUGUUAGAAGAACAGAGACAAAAAAUUAUGCAGCAGCAACAAGAUGAACUAGAACAGCAACUGAAAUUGUUGGAAGCUGAAGAAGAAGAGCACAAUCAACGUCAACAAAAUUUAUUGUAAACUUUUUGAUUAAAUUAAUAUUUAUAUUGAAAAUUGUAUGUUUAUUAAGUAGAUUAAUUUUUUGUAUAAUUUAAUAUUAGAUAUGCAACUUCUGUGACGUAUAUUAUUGUACAUGGGACAAUAUUUAAUUUUUAUAUUUGGUUUCACGUUAAACUAGUUGAUUAAACAAUAUUUGAUAUAUGUAUUUUAAACAUA
This is a messenger RNA of Aphis gossypii (cotton aphid), 2165 nucleotides long. It is a transcript of the gene Rcd5, whose product is annotated as microspherule protein 1. Gene Ontology annotation, cellular component: Ino80 complex; MLL1 complex; NSL complex. The transcript is spliced from 10 exons. The record is from RefSeq and is a predicted model, not a curated record. Gene Ontology annotation, molecular function: protein binding; G-quadruplex RNA binding. The coding region runs from base 177 to 1970 and encodes 597 amino acids. Gene Ontology annotation, biological process: positive regulation of transcription by RNA polymerase II. Lineage: Eukaryota; Metazoa; Arthropoda; Insecta; Hemiptera; Aphididae.